AUGCCUUCUUUCAGCGUAUGCCCCCAGACUCAGCCACCAGGCCCCGUCACUGCGGGCAGUGAAUGGAUGGCCACCCAGCUGCUGGCCCACAAGGCCCUGGCCUGGGUGGAUCAGAUGACUUUGUGGCUGCAGGAAUCGGUGACCUUCACCCAGGAGUGGCAGCAGCUGGAGCCAGCUCAGAGGGACCUGUACAGAGAUGUGAUGCUGGAGAUUUUCCAGAACCUGCGCUCGCUAGUCAGGAGUCCCAGAAGGCAGGGCCCCCACCGCUGUGAGCCCCGUAAGCCCGACCACGAGGGUGCCCGGAGUGCCCCCGACGGCGGUAAGGAGCCCUGCGUGUGCGGGGAGCGCGGGGAGGCCUUCGCGCAAUGGGCCCAGCUGGCGCACGCCCUGGAUGAGCCCUUUGUGUGUGUCGACGACUUCGGCAAGGCCUUCACGCUCAUCACCAAGCUGGUGGACCACCAGCGCCUCCACACCGCGGAGAAGCCGUUCGCAUGCCACGUGUGCGGCAGGCGCUUCAGCAAACGCUCGUCCCUGCUCGGGCACCCGCGAGCCCCCACGGGCGGCGGCCCCACACAUACCGGCUCCAACACGGGGGCGCAGAGCCCGACGCUGGCGGCGCGUCAGAAGCACACGGACGAGAAGCCCUGCCGGUGCCGGCGGUGCUGGGGGCGCUUCACCAAGUCGUCCGCGCUCAUCCUGCGCGAGAAGCUCCACCCCGGCGAGAGGCCCUCACGCUGCGCCCACGCGCCACCCCGGCGAAAGGCCCGCCCAGUGCAGCGCGUGCGGCAGGUCCUACAGCCAGAGGCCUACCUGGCCGUCCAGCAGCGUACACACAUCGGGGAGCGGCCCUUCCCGGGCCAGGAGUGCGAUCCACGCCGGCGAGAAGCCGCAUCGCUGGGCCAGUGCGGGCGCAGCUCCCGGAAGGUGUCGUUCCUGUUCCAGCGACGGCCAUCCACAGCGACCAGCGGCCCUUCCAGUGCGGCGUGUGGGCAAGUCCACCCCGGUCAGCACGGCAGGGUCCACAUCGGCAAGAAGCCCUGUCAGUGCUCGCAGUGCGGCAAGGCCUUCGGCCACCGGCCCACGCUGACCGGGCACCAGGGAUUCCACACCGGGGAGAGCCCUGCGAAAGCCGCCUAA
Molecule: messenger RNA, 1137 nt
Organism: Neogale vison (American mink)
Lineage: Eukaryota; Metazoa; Chordata; Mammalia; Carnivora; Mustelidae
Product: zinc finger protein 3-like
Exons: 8
Coding region: 1-1137 (378 amino acids)
Biological process (GO): negative regulation of transcription by RNA polymerase II
Molecular function (GO): DNA-binding transcription repressor activity, RNA polymerase II-specific
Source: RefSeq, a predicted model, not a curated record